AUGUCCUGGAAACUCACAAAGAAGCUCAAGGAGACUCAUCUUGCACCUCUGACAAGUGGCUUUGGCCGCUCUUCAUCGACCUCUACCCUUAAGUCAGACGAUCCACCUUCAGUUCCUGAAAUUACUAGUGGAGCAACGACACCAACAACUCAAAGUGUUACAUCUGCCAAUGGGAUAGCUGCAUCGGAAGCUCUGGUUUCUCCUCCUGCGGCCCCUACCAAACCCGGCAUCCUCAUCGUCACGCUUCAUGAAGGUCAAGGUUUCUCGCUUCCUCCGCAUUAUCAGGCAGUGUUCAACAAUCACUUUGCCCAGGGAGCAGUAGCUGGCUCUGCUCGACCUAAUUCAUCUUACACCGGCGGCUCUUUUGCUGGUUCAUAUGCAGGAUCUAAUCGACCAGCUUCUACAAGUGGUGGUAUCAAUGCUGCUCCGACAAAUCAUGGCCGCUAUAACAGCCGAUACCUUCCAUAUGCUCUAGUUGAUUUCGAUAAGUUACAGGUAUUUGUCGAUGCCGUACAAGGAUCCCCGGAAAAUCCUUUGUGGGCGGGCGACAACACAUCCUUCAAGUUUGACGUCUCGAGAGAGACCGAGCUGAGUGUGCAGCUGUAUCUGAGAAACCCAGCAGCGCGUCCGGGUGCGGGAAGAAGCGAGGACAUCUUCCUAGGUGGGGCCAGAGUAACACCAAGAUUCGAAGAGACACGACAGUAUAUCCCGGAUCCUAGGAAGAGCAAGAAAGACAAUGACAAGGCGGAAGCCAUGUUUACCACGCAAGAGAAACAAGCCGGACAAUUAGGGGCGCAGUGGUUGGACGUCCAGUUCGGAACUGGCAAGAUCAAGAUCGGCGUCAACUAUGUUGAGAGCAAGAAGGGAAGCCUGAAGAUUGAGGAUUUCGAGCUUCUCAAAGUUGUAGGAAAAGGCAGCUUCGGUAAAGUCAUGCAGGUGAUGAAGAAGGAUACUGGACGAAUAUAUGCCCUGAAAACACUCCGGAAAGCUCAUAUCAUCUCGCGAUCCGAGGUUGCACAUACACUCGCAGAAAGAUCCGUCCUGGCACAAAUCAACAAUCCUUUCAUCGUACCGCUCAAGUUCUCCUUCCAAUCUCCUGAGAAGCUUUAUCUGGUGCUGGCAUUUGUUAAUGGCGGCGAGCUUUUCCAUCAUCUACAGAAAGAGCAGCGAUUCGACAUUAACCGCUCCAGGUUCUACACAGCUGAGCUGUUGUGUGCCCUUGAAUGUCUGCAUGGCUUCAAAGUUAUAUACCGAGAUCUCAAACCAGAAAACAUUCUACUCGACUACUCUGGUCAUAUUGCCUUGUGCGAUUUCGGUCUCUGUAAGCUGGACAUGAAAGACGAAGAUCGCACAAACACUUUCUGCGGAACGCCAGAGUAUCUCGCUCCCGAAUUGCUACUUGGUCAUGGGUACACUAAAACAGUCGACUGGUGGACUCUUGGCGUCCUCCUCUACGAAAUGCUAACUGGAUUACCACCAUUUUAUGAUGAGAAUACGAACGAGAUGUAUAGAAAGAUUCUCCAAGAACCUCUCCACUUUCCUGGACUUGACAUCGUCCCUUCUGCCGCCAAGGAUCUCCUGACUCGCUUACUUGAUCGUAAUCCUGAACGUCGAUUAGGCGCGAACGGCGCUGCGGAAAUCAAGGCGCAUCAUUUCUUCUCUAACAUUGACUGGAGGAAACUUCUACAGAGGAAAUAUGAACCCAGCUUUCGACCUAACGUGGUUGAUGCUCGUGACACGGCUAACUUCGAUCGCGAAUUUACCUCUGAGGCGCCAACGGACUCGUACGUGGAUGGACCAAUGCUCUCACAGACCAUGCAACAGCAGUUUGCAGGAUGGUCAUACAACCGACCUGUUGCUGGGCUUGGGGACGCUGGUGGAAGUGUAAAGGACCCGUCUUUUGACAAUAUCUGA
Molecule: messenger RNA, 1914 nt
Organism: Endocarpon pusillum Z07020
Lineage: Eukaryota; Fungi; Ascomycota; Eurotiomycetes; Verrucariales; Verrucariaceae
Exons: 4
Coding region: 1-1914 (637 amino acids)
Biological process (GO): protein phosphorylation
Molecular function (GO): protein serine/threonine kinase activity; ATP binding
Source: RefSeq, a predicted model, not a curated record